Molecule: messenger RNA, 1164 nt
Organism: Arvicanthis niloticus (Nile rat)
Lineage: Eukaryota; Metazoa; Chordata; Mammalia; Rodentia; Muridae
Product: ral guanine nucleotide dissociation stimulator-like
Source: RefSeq, a predicted model, not a curated record
CCAACUGCUUAGGGAUAGCCCAGCAGGCUCACUUGUCCAUGAGCUUAGAGAGAGCAGGAUGUUCUCUUGCGGUCUUUGGACUACUCGAGGCUCAGGCCUCAAGAAAGACAAGAGUGAAGGCAAUGGAGGGAUCUGGAAAUUCAUGAUUUUUUCUUGCCUCCGAUGCCUCUGGCCAUUUGCCCAGAAGGAAACAGAAUUGAUGCAGGACAGCCAGGUGCAGGACCACACAGACAAGGGUGAGCAUGAGUGUACCCCAAAGGACAUGAAGGAGCCAUGUAGAGAGUUCCGCAUCACUGCAGACAUGGUGGGAAAGCUGGUGAACCACUUGGUGCCAUCCCUGCGGGGUGGAGACCGCUUCUUUGCCCCUGCCUUCCUGGAUGCAUACAGAAGUUUCACUACCACAAAGCAUGUGAUGGAUCUCCUGUUGAAACGGUAUGCAUACUUCUGCCCGGAUUGCAAAGAGGAUGAACAAGUAAAGAGCAUCCUCUGUUCUUUCCUGGACACAUGGAUAGACAAAUACCCUGAGGAGUUUUGUCAGACCUCAGACCUGUCCAUCCUGAAAAAGCUGAAGGCCUACUUGAGUGUGAACAUGCCCUACUCUGAUCUGAAACUUCGUGUUCAUAUUCUUCUCAUGGAAUUGCAACAAGAGUCCAAUGAGUCAGAGAGAGCGGAUGAAGAAGACUCAGAUCUGGGGAGCCACAUAUCUGGAGAUUCAGAAAUUGACUUGUGGGUUCCGUCAGUGAAACUGCAGCUGGAACCAGAUUGGGCACCAGUGACAGAGAGCCCCCAAUCCACCAGAAUGUUCUGCUAUUGGAGCCAGAUGUAACAUCAGUGGUCCGGCCAGCACACCUGCUAGCAGCUGUGGAACCUGUGGUCACCAUGUCAGCACGGUGGUCUUUCACACAUCUUGCCCUUGGUGCAGUAGGUCUACCUCCUUAGAGAAUGACUCUGUCACCCCCUAUCACCAAGGGGGUCUAUUUGUUCAGACAGCACCAGUCUGAUGUCCCAACCGAAUCAUUUCCUGAUGUUAAUGUAGCAGCUCUCCCUGACCUGCAUCCAUCUCUCACAUUCCCCUGAGAAAUAAGUCGUUUUACUCCUCUGAUUUUUUCAAUGUUUCAUGCUUCUAAUUAUUGGUUUUAAUAAAUUGUUAGUAUUUGUUUCAUU